This is a messenger RNA of Callithrix jacchus (white-tufted-ear marmoset), 11161 nucleotides long. It is a transcript of the gene CARNMT1, whose product is annotated as carnosine N-methyltransferase 1. Lineage: Eukaryota; Metazoa; Chordata; Mammalia; Primates; Cebidae. The record is from RefSeq and is a predicted model, not a curated record. Gene Ontology annotation, biological process: carnosine metabolic process. Gene Ontology annotation, cellular component: nucleus; cytosol. Gene Ontology annotation, molecular function: carnosine N-methyltransferase activity.
ACAGCACGGGCCCGCCGCAUACCACGGCAUACGCAUGCGCGCUGGUUCUGGGAACUCUGAAGACCUGGCGGAGCCGGGCGCCGAUGGAGGCCUGAGGGUGGCGGGGGCGGAGCGCGCAGCGAGCUGGGGGCAUGUCCGCGGCGGGCGCCGUCUAGAGGAAGGCCAAGCUGCCGCCACCACGCUGUCGGUCGCAGCGAGACGCAAGCGAGCCAGGCCGAGGGCCGCGGCGGCGAUGCAGCGACGGCGGCGCCCUCCGCCGCCAGCCUCCCGGCUGCCCUCGGGCAGCGGGGGAGGUGGCGGUGGGAGCGAGGAGGUGGAAGUGCAGUUUUCCGCCGGGCGUUGGGGCUCGGCCGCGGCGGUUUCGGCGGCGGCGGCCACGCGCAGCACCGAGGAGGAGGAGGAGAGGCUUGAGCGAGAGCACUUCUGGAAGAUCAUUAAUGCCUUCCGCUACUACGGCACCAGUAUGCAUGAGCGAGUGAACCGAACAGAAAGACAGUUUCGAUCACUUCCAGCUAACCAACAGAAACUACUUCCUCAGUUUCUUCUGCACUUGGACAAGAUCCGGAAAUGCAUUGAUCAUAAUCAAGAAAUACUACUGACCAUUGUGAAUGAUUGCAUACAUAUGUUUGAAAAUAAAGAAUAUGGAGAAGAUGGGAAUGGAAAGAUUAUGCCAGCAUCUACAUUUGACAUGGAUAAGUUAAAAUCCACAUUGAAACAGUUUGUGAGAGACUGGAGUGAAACUGGGAAAACAGAAAGGGAUGCCUGUUACCAGCCAAUCAUUAAAGAAAUUUUAAAAAAUUUUCCAAAAGAGAGAUGGGAUCCUUCUAAAGUAAAUAUUCUGGUACCUGGUGCUGGACUAGGAAGACUGGCCUGGGAAAUAGCUAUGCUAGGUUAUGCUUGUCAAGGAAAUGAAUGGAGUUUUUUUAUGCUCUUUUCUUCCAACUUUGUACUCAACAGAUGUUCUGAAAUUAAUAAAUAUAAACUUUAUCCUUGGAUCCAUCAGUUUAGCAAUAACCGGAGAUCAGCUGAUCAGAUUCGACCCAUCUUUUUCCCUGAUGUUGACCCCCACGGUCUUCCUCCUGGUUCUAACUUUUCUAUGACAGCAGGAGAUUUUCAGGAGAUUUAUUCAGAAUGCAAUACCUGGGACUGUAUUGCUACCUGUUUCUUCAUAGACACAGCUCACAAUGUAAUUGAUUAUAUUGAUACAAUAUGGAAAAUACUCAAGCCAGGUGGAAUUUGGAUAAAUCUAGGCCAAUAUGUCCAACUUGGGUGUAUCACAGAUACUUCAAAAUCUUUGUGUCUCCAGACCAGCCUGGGCAACAUGCUGAGACUCCAUCUCAAAGAAAAACCAGAACAAAACAGAAAACAAUUCCAUGCCACCCAGUAUCUUUUCUAUUCAUCAUCUACUCAGAUUCCCCCAACAAAAAUACUGGGAAUCUGUCAUUACCCCUUUUAUUAGUUCACUCAGGCUACCAUAACAAUACCACAGAUUGGGAGGCUUAAAUAACAGAAGUUUAUUUUCUCACAGUUCUGAAGACUGGAAUUCCAAGUGCCCGCCAGGUUGGUGUCUAGUGAGGGCUCUUCCUUUGAGUUGCAGGGUACGACCGUCUUGCUGUCUAUUCACAUAGCCUUUCUUUGGUUGUGCAUAAGGGGAGAAAGAGUGCAUGAAUGAGCUCCUUGGUAUGUUUUCUUUUUUUUUUUUUUUUUUAAUUUUUUUUUUUUUUAAGACAGGGUUUCACCAUGUUGGUCAGGCUGGUCUUGAACUCCCAACCUCAGGUGAUCUGCCCGCCUUGGCUUCCAAAGUGCUUGGAUUACAGGCGUGAGCCACUACUGCUUGGCCAUAUCUUUUCUUAUAAGGACACUAAUCCUAUUGGAUGAGGACCCCACCCUUAAGACCUCAUUUACCUUUAUUACUUCCUUUGAAGUCCUACCUUCAAAUAUAGCCUCACUGAGGAUUAGGGCUUUAACAUAUGAAUUUAAAGGCAGGGGAAUAUGAACAGUCAAUAGGACCCUCUUUUUCCUCACUGUUUGCCUCUAGUCUGUCUAAAAGUUAUCUCCUAAAGCUACUGAAUUGCUCUUGAAUAUCUCUUGCAGGGUUUCUCAACUGUGGUAUUGAUGUUUGAGCUGGAUCACUGUUCAGUGGGAGUGGUGAGGGAAGUGGGGGGUCUGGCCUGUACACUGUAGGAUGGUUAACAGCCUACCUAGCCUCUAAGAAUCCAGUAGUGUCUCUCAGUUUUAACAAUCAAAAUGUCUUUAGAUAUUGAAACAUGUUGCCCUCUGGGGAGUGGAGGGCAUUGGCAUAGUCAUCCGCAGUUCAAAACCAUUGCUCUAAUAUCACGGUUUCUUGUCUAGAUUAGCAUUAGGAUGACUGUAGUAGUUUCCUUAAGGAUGUCCCCAUCUUCGAGUUGUCUUCAGCCUUUUUCAUUUCUCCACAUAAUCACCAGUGACCUUCCUAUCAUGCAAAUCUGUUCCUGUAAGACUCCCUGCAUGAAAUUCUAGCUUUCUGGAAAACCUAAACUCUUCAGGAUUUAUGUACAAUGCCCUUAUGAUAUUUCUUCUGUUUUGUGUCUCAGUUUCUUUUCUAUUGUUGUUUUUUACCACCCUUUCUCUGACAUCAAGUGCCAGUCCUUUGACUUAGCCCUUUCUCUUUCUCUUCUGUUUUCCCUUGGGUAGUUCCUAUGUGUUCUUAAACAUUUAGCUCAGGUGAUCCUUUCGGGUUGGGUUAAGUAUUCUGUAUUUCUUUAUGUUCUAAGAGACUCUACUGUAGCCCAUACCUCAGUUUGGUGUUAGCACCCAUAGGCUUUUGUUUCCCCUGCUAGUCUCUAAGCUCCAUGAGGGCAAAGAUCUAAAGCUUCCUAUUCACCUGGUACAAAGCCUGGCAAACAGUGGAUAUAAAUAAUUGUUACAUGUACGUAUAAAUGUAUUGUUUCAAAAUUUGAAAAAGGAAACAUACUAAGGUGUCUUGAAGGAAAAGUGACUGCCAGAAGACAUGAUAAUCUGCCAUUUAUAUUGGUAAAUUCAUAACAUUCUUAGGGUUUUUGCGUUAGUUGUAUGGACCUGGAGGCUUAAUUUUCUCUAUAAACUGAGAGGUCAACCUCUUGGGGAUGAUUUUACCCUAAUCAUGCUUAUGUAGACUAGAAUGUCAAUAUAUUCAUAUAUUUUGAGAAAUCUAAUACUCAGCCAUUCUGGAACAAAUGACAUUGGAGGUAAAAUUAUAAAUGAAACUGUUGCUCAAAUUACAUGAAGUCGAUUUGGGGGGAGAUUAUUAAUUUACAAAAUGCUUUAAUUAAGAAAGAUUUGAUGGACUAGCAAACACUAUCCAGUUUAAGGAAAGCUAGUAAGCCUUUUAAGGGAACUGUUAUGCAUAUGUUCUUUGGUUAAGGCUAUGCUUUUGGCAAAGAACAGAAGAAUACCUGUAAUUCCCUUUUUCAGUUUUUCAUGCUUACCAGCACUACUUAAACAUAUUUAUUUAUAAUUUCUUCUAAAAAGAGAAUGUGUGUGUAUGUAUACACUGAUAAAAUUGUAGUCAAGUCGUAGAGGGCAGGCAUUUAGCUACAUCUAGAAGAAUUAAUAAAAUGAAUCUAACCACAUCUGAAGAAUUAAAACGUUUGGUAACUACCUACGUUGUGAAACAACUAGAUAUUCCAGGCCCAUCUUGUACUUUGUCUGACCAGCCAUUAUUUCUGAGGAUCCCUGGUUCCUUUUAAUGGGGAAUGGUUUAUAGAAAUGACAACUCUAGGGUCUACCACUGGAGUGGUAUUGCUUCUAGGCCUUUUUGGCAAACAAGGUAAGAAAUGCAUGUAUAUGUCUGUCUAUAAAAAUCGUAAGUACAUGUGUGUCUACAAAAAUCAUGAGUUCAUCAAAGGAGGGCCUUAAGAAAAACUAAACACACACACAUACAUACAUACACACACAUAUACAGGCAAAAUCAUGAGUUCAUGCUGAUAACUUUAGUUCCAAUGCAACACUAAGGAUACAGUACUAAGGGCAGGUAGCUUUCAACACUGAGAAUAUAUCACACCCAGUGGCCUCAAGCUUCUGUCUUUGCUGUUGAGAAUUCAGCUUUUUAAAAUGUUGCUCCUCUGAAGGUAAUCUUUUUUUCACGAUUUUUACUUUGUAGUUUUUAGCAAGUCUAAUAGUAUAUCUAGGUGUGGAUUUCCCUUUUUGAUCUGUGCAGUUUGUUAUGCUUCUUAAGUCUAUGAAUUGACCUUAUCAGUUGUGAAAAAUUUCAGCUUUGUUGGGGUUUUCCCCGACCAAUCAUAGGUUUAGCAUUAAAAUAUGUAACAACAGCCAUUAUUUCUUCACUUACUGCCUCUGCCUCAUUCUUUUUCUCUGUUAUUUUUUUUGUCUGGAAAUGCAAUCAGAUGUAUUUUAGGACUUCUCAUGCUAGCUUUUAUAUAUCUUAACCACUUAUCUUGGUAUCUUUCCCACCGUGGCUGCAUUCUGGAUAGUUUCUCUGACUGAUAGUCCUUUAUUUUAAAAUACUUAGCAUAUUAUGUCUUAUAAUUCUAAUAUCUCAAGUCUUUGCAGGUCAUUUUCUGUCUUCUCUUGGUUUUGUUGGUUCUUGUUUAUAAUUCCUUGUUUCUCUGUGCUGUUGACCAUGUGUUUAUUGGGGAUUGUGCUUGAGAAAUCGCACUUCGGAUUUCUUAAGGCCUGGAUUGAACAGUUUUUCCCCAAAGGAAUAUUUCCUUCUGCCAGGAGAUUAGAACAUUGUCAGUCCAGAACUGUUUUAAACUAAAUUAGGACUUGAGAUGUAUGGGACCACCCAUGACAUGUUAAAUUAGGUUGUAAAUCUACCCUAGGAUUAAACGAUGAUGUACAACUACCCUUGUCCCUUUAAAGACACUAGAUCAACUUCUCAUGCAGUCUCAUGAGGCUAAAGGAUAGAAGUAAGUUUAUUAUUUCCUACUCUCACCUUAAAGAUAGCCUAAUAGAAAAGUAAAAAAUAAAAAAAGGAAGAAAUCAAAGGAGGGCUCAAGAAUUAAUAGGGGGGAAAAAAAGAUAAAGAUAGCCCUUACUAUUCCUGCUUUAAUGUUGAAUGAUCUCUCAAUCAUGAAGCAGACCCAGGACUUGUCUUAUGUCCCCUUGGUCCAGAGAGUUUAUCAAAUUGCAGAUCAGUUUCUUCUUGGUAGUGAAAUAUUCUUAGGGUAAAAAUGGCAUCUAGGUGUACCUCUAGGUUCCUGGUAAUUUCUUACUAACUUACAAGGUUUUUGUUUGUUUGUUUUGAGUCAGAGUCUCACUCUGUCACCCAGUCUGGAGUGCAGUGACACAAUCUCCACUUACUGCAACCUCUGCCGCUGGGGUUCAAGCGAUUCUCCUGCCUUAGCCUCCCGAGUAGCUGGGAUUAUAGGCACGCACCACCACACUCAGCUAAUUUUUGGAUUUUUAGUAGACACAGGGUUUCACCAUGUUGGUUAGGCUGGUGUCGAACUGCUGACCUUGUGAUCCACCCACCUCUGCCUCCUGAAGUGCUGCAAUUACAGGCAUGAGGCACCACGCCCGGCCAAGAUUUUUAGAAGUAAGUUUAAUCUACUAGCUUUAAUUGUUUGCAAUAAGAGUGUAGGCCUGAAUGACCUAACCUGCCUUUACAAGAAGCAAAAGUUCCUUUAUAUGUAUAUUUUUUCUUUAAUGGUUAUAUUAGUUCAUUUCCACACUGCUAUAAAGAUGCUGCCUGAGACUUGGUAAUCUAUAAACAAAAGAGCUUUAAUUGACUCACAGUUCCACAUUGCUGGGGAUCUCAGGAAAUUUACAAUCAUGGCAGAAGGGGAAGCAGGCACCUUCUUCACACGUGGCGGGGCAGAGAGAAGGUGAGGGAGGAACUGCCACUUUUAAAGCAUCAGAUCUUGUGAGAACUCAGUCUCAUGAGAACAGCAUGGGGGAAACUGUCCACCAUGAUCCAGUUACCUCCCACCAGGUCCCUCCCUCCAUGUGGGGAUUAUAAUUCAAGGUGAAAUUUGGGUGGGGGCACAAAGCCAAACCAUAUCAACCGUAAACUAUAUGUUUAGAUUUUUAAAAAAAUAUUUAAAGGGGGGAAAAAAAGAAAACUACCCAGAAAUGAAAUAGGCUGUACAACAUAAGUUGCAAGUUAUUUAAAAAAAUAAAAACUAGAUGACAUAGCUCAUGCCUGUAAUCCCAGUAACUUCCUUUUUUUUUUUUGAGAUGGAGUUUUGCUCUUGUUACCCAGGCUGGAGUGCAAUGGCACAAUCUCGGGUCACCGCAACCUCCACCUCCUGGGUUCAGGCAAUACUCCUGCCUUAGCCUCCUGAGUAGCUGGGACUACAGGCGUGCGCUACCAUGCCCAGCUAAUUUUUGUAUUUUUAGUAGAGACGGGAUUUCACCAUGUUGAGCAGGAUGGUCUCGAUCUCUUGACCUCGUGAUCCACCCACCUCGGCCUCCCAAAGUGCCGGGAUUACAGGCGUGAGCCACCGCGCCUGGCCAAUCCCAGUAACUUCUGAGGUAAAACCAGGCAGAUCCCUUGAGGCUAGGAUUUCUAGAUCAGCCUGGGCAACACGGGAAGACCCUUUGUCUCUAAAAAAAAUUUAAAAAUUAGCCACGUGCCUGUAGUCCCAACUACUUGGGAGCUGUGGUGGGAGGAUCACUUGAGCCCAAGAAUUCAAGGCUGCAGUGAACUACGCUUAUGGCAUUGCACUCCAGCCUGGGUGACAGAGCAAAACUCCAACACUCAGUAAAAAAAUGAAAAAAAGAAUAAAUGGAAACAACCUGUAUACAGAAAACAACGUUCAUUCUCACUGUUAGUCAAAUAAAUAGAAAUGUGCUACCAUUUUUCACCUAUCAUAUUCACUAGGUUUUAAAAUUUACUUAUUUAAAAGCUUAGGUUAUUAUGGUGAGAUAGGCUGUGCUCUUGUUCUGCUAGUGGGAAUGUAAAACGAUACGACUUUCUUCUGGAAAAACAGUAGCAUACUACAAAAUAAUGUGUGGAAAACUCUUAAAUAUUAAUACAUUUAGUCAGGGAUUGGCAAACUACAGCCCAUAGGCCAAUUUGGCCGGCAGCCCAUUUUUGUAUGGCCCUACCACUGUAAGUAUUUCUUAUAUUCUUAAAGAGUAACAGGGAAGAACAUAAAUAACAAUAUAUGGUGGACACUGUAUGUGGCACAAAAAGCCUCAAAUAUUUGCCAUCUGGCUUGUUACAUAAUUAAUUCACUAUUACCGAUAUUUAUUAGAUUAAUUAUACUUCUAGAAGUCUGUCAGAGGAAAGUAAUCAGAUAUGGGCAGACUAAAGACUGAUGAAAUGAACAGACAUACUCAGGAAGAACUUAGAUUGAACUUACAUUUCUUUUUUUUUGAGGCGGAGUUUCGCUCUUGUUAUCCAGGCUGGAGUGCAAUGGCGCAAUCUCAGCUCACCGCAGCCUCCGCCUCCUGGAUUCAGGCAAUUCUCCUGCCUCAGCCUCCUGAGUAGCUGGUAUUACAGGCACACACCACCAUGCCCAGCUAAUUUUUUUUUUUUUUUUUUUUUUUUUUUUUAGUCAAGACAGGGUUUCACCAUGUUGACCAGGAUGGUCUCGAUCUCUUGACCUCGUGAUCCACCCGCCUCGGCCUCCCAAAGUGCUGGGAUUACAGGCGUGAGCCACUGUGCCCGGCUGAACUUACAUUUCUAACAGUAAUGGAGUGGAUAGUCAUAAGAUAUUCAUACAGUAAAACUAUUUUCUAGAAAUAAUGAAAUAAGGAAAUGUUCCUAAUGAAGUAUAAGAUGUAAAACUAUAUAUGGAAUAUACUAUACACCAAGGAAAGACCACAAAGAGAUAUGCAAGUGCAUACUCUGAAUGUUAGGCUUAGAGGUGAUUUUUGAUUUUUUAAUGCUUUUUGAUGUUAUCUCAGCUUUCUACUUUUGAUCUUUUUACUUUUUCUCUUAUGAUCAAGGAAAAAACAUAUCUUUGCCCCUUCUGUUAUGACCACUAAAAGAAUAUGAAGAAAUCUAGGUGUAGUGUUGCAUGCCUGUAGUCCCAGCUAUUUGGGAGACUAAGGCAAGAGGAUUGCUUGAGCCCAGGAAUACUAAAUCAUCAUGGGUCAUAUAAUGAGACACUGUCUCUUAAAAAAAAAAAUUAAAAAUUAAAGACUAUGAAGAGACAAAAGAGUUGAGAAAAUAAAGAAGCCUUUGAGGAAUGUGUCUCUCUUUUAUUCAUCUUCAUAUAUAUCCAGUGCCAGACAUUAGCUAGGUGCUUGGUAAACAUUUGUUUAAAAAAUGUGCAACUAAGUCAGAAAUAUGAAAAACCGCACAGCCGCAAAGCGAUGCAAAUUUAAAUUACAUAUAUAUAUAAUUUUCCCUUUUAGAAAUUAGCAAAUAGUUUGUUUAAUAAAAAUUCUUGUUGUGUUUUUUUUUUUAAGUUGGAUUUUUUGGAGGCAUAAUUAACAUACAAAAUUCACCCUUUUUACAAAUGUACAGUUUGACGCAUUUUGAAAACUGGAUAAUGGUAUAACCAAUCAAGACAGUAAAUCUUUCCAUAUCCAUCACCCCAAAAUGUCCCCUUGUACUCCUUUCUCUCCUUUUACUCCUAAUACCAUGCGGUCACUACUUUGGAUUCUGUUAUCUAUAGUUUUCCCUUUUCUAUAAUGUCAUAUAAAUAGAAUCAUACAGUAUGCCACUUUUUGUCUCUGGCUUUCUUAGCAUUACACUUUUGAGAUCAUCAUUUUGUUGCAUGUACCAUUGUGGUGUUCUUUUUAAUUGUUGAGUAGUUUUCCAUUUGAUAUAUUACAUUUUGUUUAUCCAUUCACUGGUUGGUAGACGUAUGGGUUAUUCCCAAAUUACUGUGAUUAAAGUUGUAUUAAACAUGAAUAUAAAUGAAUAAAGUUGCAUUAAACAUGAGUAUAAAUCUUUGUGUGGCUGCAAAUCUUCAUUUCUUUUGUAUAAGUACGUAACAGUAGAAUUGCUAGGUCACAUACAGUGAGUAUAUCUAUAACUUUACAAGAAAUUGGCUAGGUGUUUUCCAAAGUGACUGUACAUUGCAUUUCCACCACUUAAUAUAAGAUAUUGAAACAAGUACUUAUUGCAGUUGUUAGUGAAAACUUAUAACUCUUUGGGAAAGCAUUUUUGGCAGUCUGAAUCCAGUCAGUAAAAAUGUUCAUUCUCUGGCCUUUAAGAGUCAUCUUUGUAAGAGAUAAUCUAAAAUUUGCACAAGGAUAUUUGUCAAAGUACCAUUGUAUUAGAAGACUAAAAAUAUACACUACAGCUGUUGUCUUUGGUAAAAUUUAUAAAUUCAGCACUAAGCGGAGCAUUGUAGUGGGUUUUAAAGAAACUUGAGAUGUGUUCCUUGACUUAUGUAACUUGUAAUCUAGUGAGUAGACAGUGCUGAUUAGCUGAAAAAUUUUCAGUGAGCAAUGCAACACUGCAUUAAAUGCGUCUUAAAAUAUGCCACAUUAAAGAAGAGUGAGCAGUAGGGGUGAAGACUUGGAUGGAUUUCAGCAAGGUUUUGAAGCAUGGCUAAAGCUUGAGUUGGAGGGGUGGAGAUCUCUAGGUGGAACACACCAUGGCUAGAGGUAAAAAUGGUCCAACUAUGUAAAAAUCACUGGAAUAUAUGUAUGUAGAGAUAAUAAAACUAUGUUAUUAGACUCUUUUAAUGGAGCAGGAACAGCAUGAUCUUUAAAAACUGGAAUGACUGCUAUGAGGCUCUGCAUUCUUAUAAAAGCUUUGGAUAGUCUAGGAAAUGGUCAGGGAAAUGGUAGAAAAUGAUUAUUUUUCCUAGCAGUGGUCAGGGAAAUGGUAGAAAAUGAUUAUUUUUACUAAUAUUACAAAUUUAAGCUGGAUAGAGUAGUUUGAUAAGGAACCAUUGUUAUCUUUUGUAAGUAGCAGUAACAUAUACAUUAUAUUCAUGGUUUUUUUUCUAGUCAUUUGUGUAGGAAAGAGAAAGGAGAGAGGAAGAAAAACUUUUUUACCCUUAGUAUCAUCCACCAAAUGGUAAGCCUCUUGGUAGCAGAAACUUUGUCUUGUUAUUAAAUACUUUUAUCUUCCAUGAUUAGCACAUUGUAUGAGGAGUAGGAAUAGAGAGCUGGUUGCAGGAUUUAUAAUUACCCAUGAAAGGUAGAGAGAAGAUUGUCUAGAUUAGUCUGAGGUAUAACUGUAUUAAGUGAUAAUGGUUCCUGGAUGAGGCUGGUGGAUUGGGCAAAAUGAUAGAUUGAAAGAUUUGGAAGUCAUCCUUUAAAUCAUGUGUUUGUUUCUUGAAUGUAUGGAAUGAGAAGAUAGUAAAGAGAGGAUGUCGUAAAAAUAGUGUAAUACCUGUCAUUUACUUAGUACCUUGUUUAUGACAGGUAUAAUACAUAUUAUCUCACAUUAAAGUCAUAUUACAGGGUACACAUGGUGGUUCAUGCCUGUAAUUGGAACACUUCGGGAGGCCAAGGCAGGCCGAUGACUUGAGCUCAGGGUUUUGAGACCACUCUGGCCAACAUGGUGAAAACCUGUCUCUACUAAAAAUACAAAAAUUAGCCUGGCAUGAUGAUAGGUGCCUGAAAUGCCACCUACUCAGGAGGCUGAGGCAGGUGAAUUGCUUGAACCUGGGAGCUGGUGGUUGCAGUGAGCCAAGAUCAUGCCACUGCACCCUAGCUUGGGCAACAGAGUGAGAUUCUAUUUAAAAAAAAAAAAAAAAGUCAUUAUAGAUGAAGCAGAGUUGGUGAAUUGCCCAUAGACACACAAUUAUUAGCUAUUAGAGCUGGGAUAUAAACAGUGCAUUUUUAAAAAGCCAGCUCUAGUGUUACUUCCCUUUUUUAGGAAAUCUUCCCUAUAACUUCUGUCCACCUUUUAAUACCUAGGUUAACUUGAGGCGCCUCUGUUUUCAUUUGAUAAGCAGUUUGUAUCUGCAGUUUUGCAUUUACUUACGGAAUUAUAAUUGCAGAACACAUUUGGAAUCUGAGGACUUAGCAUCAGUCUCUGAUUCCUCUACUCCUUCAGUAACUUAAAAGUUGAAGGUGAAGGCCUAUGGUAUGAAUCACAGUGCAAGGCAGGUAUACCAGAGGGACUCACUCCCCAUGAGUGUAGGCUCAGCUCUUGGGUGUCAGAUACUAGGCCAAAUUUUCAGAGGUCUGGGCAUUUUCAGCAAAUGUAAAGUUUCUUCUUUUUGUUUAUCUCAUCCAGUACCUAACUUAUUCAACUUGGAAUUCAGUGUAACACAGCUACGAGUAUAUGUGCAUUCAAGUAAUUCACAGUAUCUUUAAA